Molecule: messenger RNA, 4039 nt
Organism: Chara braunii
Lineage: Eukaryota; Viridiplantae; Streptophyta; Charophyceae; Charales; Characeae
Source: the annotation of a GenBank genome assembly
GGGUGGGUGCUACGGGUAGGUAGGCACGCGAGCGUACGGACGGGAACGGGAUGGGAGUAAGGCCAGAAGGCACCGCUUUCUAUUCUACCGACCACGAGAGACGUCAUCAGGUUGGGGUUCGCCGUGUCAGAGAGCGGAGCGAGAGCCCGGUCAUGGGUAGGUGAGGUGCGUGAUUACACGCAAGGGGGUGCGCCGUCAUUUCGCCACGUGGCAAGGGAGCAAUCAAGGGAGCAAUCAACGAAACUCCGGUGAUUGGUUGAACGAGGAGUAAAGUGCUCUUACACCUGGCGGGGAGUGGCGGAAAUUGAUGCUCAUCUGCUGAAGGGGAUUCUGAAGAGCUUUAACACAGGGUUUGUGGAAGGAUGUUAUGGCGGUUAGACUCCAUUUUCUUCACCCAGUUGUAGGGAGAUGGCAAUCCUGGGUGACACAAUUGACGCGGCUGUGGAUAGGUAGUACACAGCUCGUGGGAAAAGUGUAGAGGAAAUUAGCUGUGAGCUUUUUGCAGAAGCAGAGUGUAUAAAGUAGUCAAUUGUGGGGAGAGAGCUGCAUUGCUGAGUCGUUGACCCUUUCUGGAAAUCGCCGCCCCUCUUGCCUCGUCGUCAGAGAAACGAUACCCUUCAGGUACAAACUGUGUAUAUAUAGGGUAGGCUAAACCUGAAGGAGGGAUGGAUUUACCAUCGUCAGGAACCGCGAGUGAUGGAAGUCGAAAUGGGGUGCCGCAGCAAGGGCAGUUCGGAGUGUCGUUUCCCUCUACAAGCUUCAUUCCAGGGUCGCUGUCAGCGGUCUUAGCGCUGUCGGGGCUGGUCCCGAGGUGGCAUUCUGGAGGAGAAGCAGAGGGGCAAGCUAGCACGAGCGACAGAUCGGCCUCGGGGAACGUCGGCGCAGACCGGGUAAGCGAUGGAGUACCCACGGAAGUUUCCAUUCGCAUUAUUGGAAUGGGAGAGCAGGACUCUGCAAGACCAAGCCCCAUUUCAAUAGGAAUCCCAACAUUUCCUGAUCGCGGGCUUUUGCGGUCAGGAGGUGAUGGGGUGGUUGCGGCCACUUCCAGCUCCACACCUUUACUUCCAAUGCGCGGCGGCUCAAGUGGAACAGAGGGUCUUCAGAAUUCAUCGGGCUCUGCGCCAACGAGGCCUAUUAGUCCUGGUGAAAGGGUGGAUGCUGCAGAAGAUGGCGGCACAGGGGCAGUGGGCAGAGACGGAACCUCGUCUGCUCGAUAUGACCUCCAGCAAGCAGCAAAGUGGAUAGAGCAAUCGCUACCUUUCACGAUUCUCUUGCUCUCUGUGUUUAUCAGGGAACAUAUGCAAGGCUUCUUAGUAUUCCUUUGGCUGACUGCUGUGCUUGUGAAGGCGAAUGAUCUGAUCCGAAGACAAACAGCCCUCAAGGGUGACAGAAGAACAUUGUAUCUUGUUGCUCAGAUGUUCUGCUUAUCUAUACACAUUGGGGGUGUCUACUGGUGGUACAAUUCCGAAGAGCUUUGGAAACGGCUUCUCCUCCUCCGGCUCAAGAGAAUUCCAGGAUUCUGGGAGGCUAUCUGGAUUAUCCUAAUCAACGAUACGCUUGUUCGUUUCGGGGCUAUGGUGGUGAAAUGUGCCUUCCUUGCGACCCAGAAGCACAGCCGAGGCCGAUCGUCCCGACGACAGGCGCAGUUUCUGACGUGGGUUGAGUAUACAGUUCUUUUCUACCGAUCUCUGUUGCCUGCUCCUGUUUGGUACCGAUUCUUCCUGAACGAGACUUAUGGGCACCUCUUCUCAUCGCUCAUCACGGGACUAUACCUGACCUGCAAGCUAACCGGCAUAUUCGAUAAGUUGUGCACCUGGCUGUCUGCGAGCCGCGCAGUCUUCCGACGGGAAGUCCAGUAUGGUCAAUAUGCUACGCAGGAAGAGGUUCGCGCCGCGGGCGACAUGUGCGCAAUUUGUCAGGAGAAGAUGCAUUCUCCAAUUUCGUUACGAUGCCAUCAUGUAUUUUGUGAAGACUGUGUUUCGGAAUGGUUUGAACGGGAGCGAACGUGCCCCCUUUGCAGGGCGGUGGUGAAGCAAGCCGGCCUGCGGUCGUUUGGAGAUGGGACGACAAGCCUGUUGGCACAAAUAUUCUAAGAGGCUCAGCAUUUGCCACAGAGGGUAAAGCUGCAUCCGAGCUUAAUCGAUGUGUUCGGCAUUGUUCGCAGUCGUCGUCAAUAUUUGUGCAUCCGAGCGUUGACCGCUGUGGUAGAGAGGGUAAGCGCGAUGGAUGUUCGCGGUCGAGAGCUGGAUCUUAUAUUCCUGGCAUUUCAGGAACCUCCUCCUCUUGAAUGGGUACUCUCUGCAGCAGAGCAUUUGGCGAUGAUUUGCAUCUGACAGUCGGGAGAAAGAGGUUGGGGAAGGGAUGUGCGCGCACUCGGGCGUGCGGAGGAGAUAAGGCGCAACAGCUGAAAGAUGGAUGUAGGCCUCGUCAAUCGGGCUGUGGCUGUACAGGGGGACAUUAUCGUGCUUUCCUCGUCCUGCUACUCAUAGUUUGUAUUGCCGUAAUUCUUCAGUCGGAACAUCUGACCAUGGCUGUGAUCAAGGGUUGGGGUUAGGGUUUAGGGUUAGGGCGGAGGCAGCGGACCCAUUGGCCGUGGAUGUGCGCAUGGUUCUCGUUGUGCGCCCCCCAGUGCGAAAAGACGUCAGCGACUUGAUGGCCUCUUGACCUGCGCGCUCGGAGACCUGGUCACUCACUGGUCAUUGGUUAUGGGAGCUGCUGGUGGGGCAAGAGAUAUGAGAUGAUGUAAUGAAUAUGCAACUAUGAACAUAUAUAUAUAUACAUACAUAUAUAUAUUGUAGAGGGGGGGACUUGGUUUCUGGCCAUUUUUCAAUAUCUGUUUAUGUUUCACAGUUGCUAGGCCUGGGCCUUCUCCACUGUGCUUUGAUUGCGGUCCCUGCUCAAUUCCGUUUGCUGGCUAUGUUCCGAUGAUGGAGAAUUAUGCGUUGCGUUCGUUGCCUUUGUGUUGACAGGACCGAUCAUCAGAUCUUUACACCUUGCCGGCAAUCGCUAUGGUAAUUGAGGGCAUACUCACACUAAACUUUUUCACUCAUCUCUGUUUGUAAUUGCGGUUGGACACUUCCAAGCAGGGCCAUGAUUACGGUCAGAUGCAUGCAAGUAGGGCCGUAAUUACGGUGAGAUAAGAUUGUGCUAGUGUGAGUAUGCUCUGCUUCAUUCAGCAGUGAUUAAUGUCAGUAUUUCAUCUCUCUGGCGUCAGGAGAGAGAUGCUCAUCAGUUUACGUUCUUGCGUGUUCUUUUCUUUCGUGUAGCUUGUGUUUCACCACACUGUUCAAGUUCCCUCCUCCUCCUCGUCCUCCUCCUCCUCCUCCUCCUCCUUCUCCUCCUCCUCCUCCUGCUGCUGCUGUUGCCAAACCCUCCUUCCUGGCAGGAACUGUUGGCUAGUGUCUGCUCACAGCUCGCUCAAAUCUUUAACCGAAGUCGAUCCGUCUGUUGUCUCCGAUUAUGAUCCCUUGAAAGACGGUAGGAUGCCAUGCAUCUGUACUAUAGCUUUGCAUUGGCAACCUUGAUUGGAUGUGUAGGGAUAGGUGGGAGGAGGUGGGAGGAUGUCGUCAUUUAUUACUACCACCAAAAAGUGGAUCCCGGAUUUGGGGUCCAGUGCAACUCUCAUUACCCCAUGCAGCAGACCUCACAGCAUGUGGCGAAGUGACUUGGUGGUGUCUCCCGCUGCAGCCACAGACAAACUCCCAGUCAAUGUAUGUAUGCCAGCUGUCAAUCCAUUAUCUUUUCUUCUGGGCUUCGUUCAUUUCUCGAUUUAUGUGUGUCAUCCUUGCGCAGGGGCAAUGGUAAUCUUCUACGUGCCUUUCCCAUUUUGACGGAUGUCCCGAAGGACUUUUGGCCUUCCGUAUAUUCGUUCGAAUCUUGAAUCUAAGUUUGCCAAAGCGGCUGUGCGGCGAUGUGCACCUAGUUCGUAGUCUGCACUACUUACUAGGCUGCACAAAGAUGCAUCCUCACUGCCCAGGGCAAGGCGGCACUAUGGUUAUGUGAGCAAGCAAUUCCUUCGAAACAAAAGGGGACCGGGACA